AUGGAAGGUUUAGAUCAGUCUGUCCGGUGCAUCAUGCAGACAGGAGCUCACCUGCUUCUCUGUCUCAUCCUGCACUAUAUGGAAGCUGCAGAGGCGUCACAGUGCUGGCAGGGUGCGACCUACUCAGAGGCUGUGGUCUCCCCGGCCCUGAGGAGCAGCAAUAUCUUGCGGGUGCCAGACGUGUCAUCUCUGGCGCAGUGUUCCGGGGCGUGUUGUGAUGUGCCCGGUUGUAACCUGGCCUGGCUGUUUGAGCAUCGCUGCUACAUCCUCAGCUGCCAGCAGAGGGAGAACUGUCAGCCCAGAGAGAGACCUGGAGCUGAUUCCUAUAUGGCCUUCCUGCAGAGAGGACCCCCCCAUUCCCUGCUGCUCCAGUCUCUGGUCAGGGGGGAGCCCUACCCCAGUCGCUGGAGGCCCCGCCCCUCUGGGGACGUGGAGGCCCUGAAGGACCUAGCCCUGUUAGAUGGGCCCCAGACGGAUUUUGGUGACCCAGGUGGGAUGGAUUUGGAAUACCCUGAGAGUGAACUUGGCCAUGAGGAUAACGGUGGGGAUCUUCCAGAUUGGCCUGCAGCAUUGGAAGGGAGGGAUGGUUUCAACCUAUCGGAAAGUGAAGGCAGGUUAGAGGGGCUGAGAUUUGCAACAGAAGGGGCUGAGGGUAGCCUGCCCAGUCCUUCCACUGGGGCGACAGUCAACCAGGGGGAACCCCCCGGUGACCCCACGUCUGGCGAUACACCUGAAAACAAGAAAGAUAGUGAACUACAGAACACAUCCUUGGCCAGCUCAGGGCCAACAUUCACGCCCAAACCACAGAAUGACAGUGUUCACUCCUCCCAACCGAGCCAAAUAAGGACUUCCCAUCCUACUAAAGCCCCAUCUCAUCUGUCCAGUACUGUACCCCUGACCACAUCCACACAGACAGAGCUAACGUUGCCCAGGGACACAGUGGAGCUGGUAGCCUCCGUUGGCCCAGAGCCCCAAACUGCGGCGAGAAGGAACCACACCCCCAAAGCCGUCACCCUCCCAGUAACCCAGGUCGUGUCACUUCCUGCCAGCUCAACCAUCAUCAACGGCAGCCAGAGUUCUGAUGAUGGAGUGAUCAUCAGCCAUCACUGGGAGCAGGUUGGAGGUCCAUCCAUAGAGCUUGGAGCUUUCUCGGACACACAGAUUCUCAACCUAUCCAACCUUGCCCCUGGGGAGUACACGUUCAGGUUGACCAUUACAGAUUCUGCCGGGUUGUCAGACUCCACCACGGCUACAGUGAAGGUUAUUCAGCCAGUGGAGAAUGACCGACUGCUCUACCCCAGCCAUGACACCCUCACUCCCACCUCCAGCCCUGGCCUUGCUGCUACCCUGGCCCACAGACAGGGUGACCCUACUGCAGCCACCUCCUCUGUCACUACCGCUGCCACUCAGAUGACAGAGAACAAAAGCACCCCCAUAGCUGAGGUCAAGGAGUCAAACGGAGCCCCUGUGGCUGUAGUAGGUCCUAACAGGCAGCUGACCCUCCCAGUGACCAGCGUUACCCUGGACGGAAGCAGCAGCACUGAUGACCACGCCAUCACUAGCUACCACUGGGACACCAUCAGAGGUCCUCCAGGGUCAAGGACAGAGGGUGUGGACAAGCCUGUAGCCAUAGUAACGGACCUCAGAGCGGGCCGCUACUCAUUUAGUCUGACUGUGAGUGACCAGGAAGGGCUGACAGACAGUGCCUUUCUCACAGUCAGGGUUCAAGAGGCCAGAAGCCUUCCCCCUGUAGCACAUGCCAGCGGCAGCCAUACCCUCACCCUGCCCAACAACUCCCUGGUGCUCAGAGGCUCAGUGACGGAUGGUGACCCAGCCGAGGUGCACUUCCUCUGGGUCCGGGACAGUCAGAGCCCUGCUGCUGGGGACGUGCUGUAUGGUUCAGAGCAGCAGGCCUUCUUGUGCCUGGCCAACUUGGUGGAGGGCACCUAUCUGUUCCAGCUGCAUGUCACAGACACCCAGGGACGCAGCAGCACCGCCACAGCCACCGUGGAAGUGCGGCCAGACCCUGGGGGUCGUGAGGAGGUGGAGGUGGAGAUGUUGGUGGCGCUGGCCCAGGUGAGUGUGUCACAGAAGGACACAGUGCUCAGACAGUUGGCAGCACUGCUCCACGUCCUGGACAAUGACAUCCACCUCAGGGGCCUAUGGGGACACUCAGAUCUCAGCACAGUGCUGAGGUUCUCAGUGCAGGGUCCUGAGAGGCCAGUGCCUGGUCCUAAACUGGCCAGUGUGCUGCGUGGUCAGCUGCUGAGGGAGAAGACUGACUACCUGCUCUUCAGAGUCCUUCGAGUGGAUACAGUCAUGUGCUUGCUCCGCUGCUCGGGCCGUGGGACGUGUGACCCAAUCACCAAGGAGUGUGUCUGUGACCCCUUUUGGACGGAGAACGUCAUUCGCAGGUUCUUUGGCGAUGGAGAGAGCAACUGUGAGUGGCGGGUUCUCUACUUCAUCCUGUCCUUCUUCAUGGUCAUUGUCUUCAUCGUGACAGUCACCUGGGCGUGUGUGUACUGCUGCAAAAGGAGGAGUCGCACUAAGGUGAGGAAGAAAACCAAGUACACUAUACUGGACAACAUGGACGAACAGGAGAAAAUGGAGCUAAGGCCCAAAUACAACAUCAAACACAGGAGCACGGAGCACAACUCCAGCCUCAUGAUGUCUGAGUCAGAGCUGGACAGUGACCAGGACACCAUCUUCAGCCGAGACCGACCGGUCCGGAGCAGAAACCGGACCAAUGCUCAGGCUGCCCGCAACGGGAACACCUUCGGAUGA
Molecule: messenger RNA, 2784 nt
Organism: Salvelinus namaycush (lake trout)
Lineage: Eukaryota; Metazoa; Chordata; Actinopteri; Salmoniformes; Salmonidae
Product: dyslexia-associated protein KIAA0319-like
Exons: 18
Coding region: 1-2784 (927 amino acids)
Cellular component (GO): cytoplasmic vesicle; plasma membrane
Source: RefSeq, a predicted model, not a curated record